Dioscorea cayenensis subsp. rotundata (Guinea yam) is the source of this 755-nucleotide messenger RNA. Its product is annotated as zinc finger protein SHOOT GRAVITROPISM 5. The transcript has a single exon. Gene Ontology annotation, cellular component: nucleus. Gene Ontology annotation, biological process: gravitropism. The coding region runs from base 257 to 721 and encodes 154 amino acids. The record is from RefSeq and is a predicted model, not a curated record. NCBI's taxonomy places the organism in Eukaryota, Viridiplantae, Streptophyta, Magnoliopsida, Dioscoreales, Dioscoreaceae.
CAUUACCCUACAAAGUAUAGUGAGGCACAAUGGAGUUAAUAGAAUGUUAAAGAAAAGAUGGAGGAAAAGCAAAAAGGAAGAGCACACAACUUCAUAGAUUAGAUUGACAAAAUUGCCCUUGCUAACAAACUUAAGCUAAUGGGCAACUGGGUAAACCACUGCAUGGAGGAUAGUAUAAAGAGAGUGAGAAGGUAGCACCGUAGCACUCACUGCAAUCACCUUAUCAGCUUUUCUCUCUUAUUUCUUCAUUUCUUUCAUGGAAUUGGAAGAUGAAGAUAAAAGAGAAUUACAGCUGCUACUUUCCAUGGCAUCUUCUAGAUCUUCACCUGAGAGUUCCAAGACCUCAGAGAGGACCAGAGUCCUAACAGAGUCUCCAGUACUAGACCUGAACCUGUCCAUCAGCACUGGUUCUGGGCAAACUUUAGCGUCUGAUGAAACAGUAAAGAGCAGCAUCAGAAAUGUGCAAAUCCUGAAGCAACAAACAGCUGAGCAAAUCCGGCUAGCAACGGUGGAGAAGGCUUAUGCAGAGAGAGUGAGGGAGUUGACUAGGAGGGAGCUUGAGCUUGCAGAGAAAGAGUUUGCACGGGCAAGGUUGGUGUGGGAGAGAGCUCGAGAGGAGGUUGAAAAGGCUGAGAGGAUGAAGGAGUUGGCAACUAGAAGAAUUGGCUCUACAUGCAUGGAGAUAACUUGCCAGGGUUGCAGGCAACGUUUCCAGCCGUAGUGCACUACCCUAUUUGAAGAUUUCUUUAAACUUC